AUGCUUCAUCAUGCCAAACUGGACAAGUAUUUCUGGGCCAAAGCAGCGAUGACGGCCAUCUACGUCAAGAAUCGACUGCCGUCACCUAAAGUCGUGCACAAGACCCCGUUCGAGAUCGUCUACAACUUGAAACCAAGCGUCAAGCACAUGCGAACAUUCGGGUGUCAGACAUACAUACUGACGCCUAAAGAGAAUCGACUCAAGUGGGAUCCAAAGGCUCGCGCUGGCAUAUUCGUGGGCUACGAAGAAGUUUCGAAGGCAUAUCGUGUUUAUGACAUCGAGGCGGGGCAGGUGGUUAUCAGCCGCGAUGUCAACUUCGACGAGUCCACCUUUGGACUUCAACUGCCGAUCACUGAUGAAGAUGUCGAUGACCUGGACUUCGAAUUGCUGGAUCUUGAUGACGAAGAGCUGCGUCAAAUGGAGUACAAGCAAACAGGCAAGCGCAAGAACCGACUCAAUGAUGAAGAUACAGCAGCUCCACGACCGCGUGCAGUGCGUCAACGACCAGGACUAGAAGAGUCAAGCGCGCCGGAAAACAACUCGUCACGACAAGAAGAAGACGAAGAAACGAAGGAUUCUGGUGAUUCAACACCGCCUGUGUUUUGGCGUGCGAGUGCAAAUGCCGUUGAAGCAGCAGUGGACUUAUCAGAACCCUCAACAUUUGAAGCAGCAGUAAGCGGCCCUGACCAAGUGCACUGGAGAAAAGCAAUUCAUGCAGAGCUCGAGUCAAUGCGACUUCGCGGUGUGUUUCGUGCAGCCAAGCUGCCCAACGGACAACGCGCCAUUGGCACAAAAUGGGUGUUCAAGAUCAAGCGCAAGGCGGAUGGGUCAAUCGAGAAGUACAAGGCACGACUUGUGGCCAAGGGUUUCCGCCAAAAGUAUGGCAUCGACUACACGGAGACGUUUUCGCCUGUGGUCAAGUAUUUGACACUGCGAAUGGUGAUCGCAAUUUCCAAGCAUUUUGGAUGGCCCAUCGACCAGCUUGAUGUGGUGACAGCUUUCCUGUAUGGCGUCAUGAAGGAACAAGUGUUCUGCGUGAUUCCUGAAGGCGUCGAACUUGACAGUACGUUCGACUGCCUGGAAUUGGUGAAGUCAAUUUACGGCCUCAAGCAAGCGUCGCGAGUGUGGAACGAGACGUUCGACGAGUAUGUGUGCUCCAUCGGAUUUCAAGUAUCGGACUUCGACCCAUGUCUCUACAUCAAGACUUCGGACGGCCAUUGCGUGUUUAUACUGGUCUACGUGGACGACUUCUUGGUGACUGGAAGCUCACUCGAGCUGAUUGCACAAACCAAGAACGACCUGAAGACGCGGUUCAAAAUGACGGACAGCGGCAAGUGUGCGUUUGUUCUUGGGAUCGAGCUUUUGGACGGUGAAGAUGGCAGUGUGACACUAUGUCAGCGUCGGUAUGUCGAUGAUAUCCUCAAGCGCUUUGGCAUGGAUGAUUUCAAGGCAGUCGCAAGUCCAGUCGACAUGAGCUCUCUACUUGUUUCAAGUGAUGCAACUACCAAGGUCGAUGCUCCUUUUCGCGAAGCUGUUGGUGCGUUGAUGCACCUGACCACUGCAACGCGUCCGGACAUUGCGUUUGCUGUGGGCUAUGUGUCGCGGUUCAUGGAAAAUCCCCAAGAAGAACACUGGGUUGCAGUUAAGCGUAUCUUUCGCUACCUACAAGGCACCAAGACGCAUGGAAUUUGCUACAAGCCAAGUGCAAGGAUCGACUUCCGUGGAUUUUCGGAUGCGGAUUGGGCUGGUGAUCUUACCGACCGCAAGUCAACAUCGGGGUACACGUUCAUGCUACUCGGUGCGCCAGUCAGUUGGGGCAGCAAGAAGCAGCCAAGUGUUUCGUUGUCCACGAGUGAAGCCGAAUACAUCGCACUCAGCUUGGCGAUUCAAGAGGGCAAGUGGAUUCAUCGUCUGCUUUGUGAGAUCGUGAUGGCUGCCAAUGAAGAAGGACCGGAACUCAUGAUCCAUGAAGACAAUCAGUCGUGUAUCAAGAUGACGAAGAACCCAGUCAACCACGGCCGUGCCAAGCACAUUGAUAUCAAGUACCAUCACAUCCGUGAUGAGGUCAAGCGCGGUGAAGUGAAGCUCAAGUACUGUGAAACUGCGGUGAUGUUAGCGGACACCAUGACGAAGGGACUUCACGGGCCACGCCACAAGGAGAUGACGGCGACUCUCGGGAUUCGUGAGCAUUCGGAUUGA
This is a messenger RNA of Peronospora matthiolae, 2199 nucleotides long. The record is from the annotation of a GenBank genome assembly. Lineage: Eukaryota; Oomycota; Peronosporomycetes; Peronosporales; Peronosporaceae.